Molecule: messenger RNA, 1827 nt
Organism: Amborella trichopoda
Lineage: Eukaryota; Viridiplantae; Streptophyta; Magnoliopsida; Amborellales; Amborellaceae
Product: GRAS family transcription factor
Source: RefSeq, a predicted model, not a curated record
AUGUUGGCUAACGGCACGCCCCCGCCCCUAACGGACGGUGAAGGCUCCGACCUCCUCGAAUGGCUAACGGCCGACCGUCACGACCCCUUCCUACCGUUACCGUCCCCGUUACCUUCUCUUGACGGCACCGUCUCCUGGUGCGAUUGGGAACCCGUCGAGCUUGAUCCUAACUGUAACGGCAAGCACAGGAGCUCAACUGACGGUGACGGUAAUGGAAACGGCAGCAGCAGAGAAGUCUUUGACGGUUACUAUGGCGACCGUGAUGAUGACGGGGACAGCGACGGUAACGGCGAAAAAGUUGCAGGAAUUGACGGCAGCGGCAGAAACGGCCGGAAGAGACCAAAUAACGCUUGCAGUAACGACCAGAGCAAGAGGGCAUGCAACGGUAACGGAAAAGACGAUUUUGUAGGCGAACGUAACGGCAGCUUGUCGCCUCAGACAGGGGAGAGCAGCGAGGCCGAAAUUACGCCGGCGUUAGCGCCCGUUACGACGGAGGCCAAGCCAAAGGGAUGCGGCAACGGGAAGAAUAACGGGAAGGAGUCCCGAUGGGCUGAGCAACUAUUAAAUCCUUGCGCGUCCGCAAUUGAGGCCCGAAAUAACGCCCGUGUUCACCAUUUGUUGUUCGUUUUACGGGACUUGGCCUCGUUAUCAGGUGACCCGAACCAUAGACUCGCUGCCCAUGGGCUCCGAGCCUUAGCUCGUAGGCUCGAGCAGCAACCGAGCCUGCCAGGACCCACCGGGUUCGCCAACUCUGAGCCUCGGGCAUUGCACCGAGCCUUACUCAAGUUUCACGAGCUCAGCCCUUGGUUUUCAUUCUCUCACACGGUUUGUAACCAAGCCCUGAUCCAAGCCUUGGGCUCGAGCCCACAAGGCCAGGGCUCAAGUCCGGUUGACAUGGGCUCGACGUUGCAUAUAUUGGAUAUUGGUGUUUCGCAUGGGAUCCAAUGGCCCACAUUCAUCGAGGCGAUGGCGAGGAAGGCGCCGACCAUGAGCUUGCGUCUCACGGUGGUGACGGGCUUGAUCGUGCCAUUCGCUUCGGGGCCUAAUGGCGACGAUUUUCCUGUGCGGCUCACUAGGUUUGCAACCUCAUUCAAUAUGAAAUUGGACAUCAAGGUGGUCAGAAAAGCCCUAGAGAAUCUAACGGUCGAGGACUUAGGAAUCUUUCCAGGCGAGAGAUUGGCGAUUUGCGUGCAAUCUCGGCUCCAUGAAAUUUCUGAAAAUAAUGGUGACCGCCGGAAAUUUCUCGGGUUUCUAAAGGGCUUAGGAGCAGAGGCUAUGUUUUUAAGUGAAAUUGAUGGUGGCGAAACCGGUUUACCUGACAAAGGAAUUGGUUUUAAAGCCAAAGAAACCGGAUUUAGGGCAAAUGAAAUCGGCUUUGACUCGAACGAAACCGGUUAUGCGGCCAAAGAGACCGGUCCUGGGGCAAACGGUUUUGCAUCACAAGAGAGCGGUUUUGGGGGAAAGGAAGGUGGCUUUACUAGGUGGUUUAGCGAGGGAGUGGAGUUUUUAUGGCGGUUUUUGGAUUCAUGCGGUGUGGGUUUUAAGGGGAGAGAGUGUGAAGAGAGAAGAUUGAUAGAGGAAGAAGUUGCAGAGAUGUGUUUUAGUGCAGAGAGAGAAUGGUGGGGAAAGAGGAAGUGGGGGGACGAGAUGAGGAAUUUAGGAUUUAUUGGGGGUGUUUUGGGGGAAGAGAUGGUUGAGGCUGGGAGGGUAUUUUUGAAAAAAUAUGAUUCUGGGUGGGAAAUGAGAGGGGAUGAGGGGUGUCUUUCUCUGUUUUGGAAGGGGCAGCCUGUAUCUUUUUGCUCUCUUUGGUUGGUGCCUAAGCGAUGA